AACAACAGCAAAGUAAGCAGUACUUUUACACCUGUGAUUGAUACUGACUCUGACAGUUACAAUAUCAAAUGGCUGGCAUAGCUAUGUUGAAUGACCUGAGACAGUUCUAGAUUUCUCAAUGACAAUUUAGUUUACCGAACUUUCUGCAAAACUUGUAACCAUGGAAACAGAUGCAGAAUCUAUGAUGUGGACCUCUGCUUAUGUCGUCUUCUCUAUCUUCACACUAUGGCUUAUUUCAAAGUUAUUUAUCUGGUGGGUCGCAAAAAUGAUCAAAAACAAAUUUGAAAUUGACGUUGCCGUAAAAUCUGUUGGUUUGUUUUCCGCUAAGGACAUCUCUAUACGCGUCAAUCAACUGCAGACAAUAGAAAUUGAUAAAAUUGCUCUUCAGCUCAAACUAUUAAAUCGCGAAGCCAGCCACACAGUUAAUCUACAUGUUGGUGAAAUUCGGGUUCGUGGUGAAAUGAAUAAAAUCUCGACUCCUCUGAGCACAUUUGAUAACCACACCACUCAUGUUAAAACUCACAGAAGGACUGGUUCCUUUGCUCGCAGACAACUUGCUUUUAUAAACUUUGUUCAAAAGUUGUUCAAGUAUGUCUCUGUUAACGUGGAUAUGUUAAACAUCAUGGUCCUCAAUGCUUUCCUACCCGACUCCCUCCUUCAUUUCAACAUGAAAGGCAUUCGUCUUGCUUCAGAACAAUAUUUCUGCAUCUCCGACAAUGUCACACCUUGUGCUGUAUGUGGCAGCUUAAGUGUGGAAAGUAUAGAUGGUAAAAUUCUUAAGAGUCCAAAAGAGGUGUCCCAAAUUACCUCAUGCAUUGCUGAAGUCUCCACUUCACUUCAAAUUGUGAUUGCUGCUGAGCAAAUUUUCCCAAAUCUUGACUUGACUUCUGUAGAAGCCAACUGUUCCAAACUACAAGUUGAUAUACAUGAGGGUGCUCUCAUACCUGGCAUCAUGCUACCCAAGCUUGUGGUACCAAUGCAGGAAGUGGAAGAAACAAAAUCUCCUUCUGGUUUGCUAGAAAACCUUGAGUCUGUGAUCAACAAAGUUGUCAGCCAUCUUCCAGUUAAGAGUGUGAUAUCCGUGAAGAAUUUUGGACUUGCAUUUUACGGAGACGAGACGAUGGGAGAAACCACACGAGGAGCUCAUGUCUGCUCCUCAAAUAUCAUCCUGCAUCAAUAUAAAGACGAUCAUAAUCUUGUUCCCGUAUUUUAUAGCAGACAGGAUUUUAAUGGAUUCAAAGUUCCAAGUGGUUCAGUCCGGUUUCAAGUGGAUGACAUGACAAUGACUGAUUAUUACAAGCACAGAGUGGCUGACAUGGGCAAGACAGUUGUGGAAACCAAACUAACUUCUAAUGGCGUCCUCUCUACUUGUGUGGACUUCACUUCUUGGCAUGCUGACUAUUUGCAUAAAGAGUCUGUUGAGUUUUGGAGCAUUAUUAUUCGCAAACUGCAGGAUGCACAACGUCAGAAAUCUUUUCUCUUAGAAACAGUGAAACAUAAAACACCAAGUCCAUCCACACAGAAGCACAGAACAAGAACUAUCAGCGCACCCGACACUCCAUUCAAGUUCUCACACCCAGAUAUAUUACAAGGUACAGAAAAUAGUCCAUUCCAGUCAACUGUACCAAUCCAACCAUUACAAAGCAACAGUUUAACAAGUCUUCUCAACACUAUGGACAUUAGUAUUGUGUUUGAAUGCACAAUAUAUGACGCUAGUAUAGAUGUUAUUAUGACAACUGUAAUGGAUGGUGAAAUACAACAAGAUCCACCUGGAUUCAGCAUUGGAAUAGAUUCCUUCACUGGAAGCAUUGAUCAAAGUCCCAACUCUCGUGAUUUAAACUUCAUGUCAAAGUUAGACAGAUGUUGGUGCAUUGUGAACCAAGAUGGGAAUGCAAUGCAAGUGAGAAACACAGGGGAGAGCAUCGCAUACACACAAACUCAUUCUCCAUACAGACAAAACAUUCAUCAAUGGGGGCGUGCAUGUAACUUUGACAACCUGCAUUUACAUGGUUCAGCUACUUUCAAACCAACAUACAGCACAGAUGAGGAAGAGUUGGUUUCGGAGAUAUCGCUUCUUCUCGAUGUAAAAGUUAUCGGGCUGCAGGUGGAGUUAUCUAAAUGUGCAGGGCAAGCUUUGGCAAGUGUUUUGCAAGUUUUAGGCAAAGGCAAAAACUGCCAGGAACCCCAUCAGACGAGAACCUUCUAUCGACAGAGCACAGUUGCAACUCCAUAUAUGGUAGCUGUUGAAGACACCACACCCCCACCACACCCCACCCCUCAACACAGAUACAAGUUCACUGUGGCUUGUGUGGAAGCAGAAUUAUCUAACGUCAAUCUAUUCAUAUUAUCUUCAGAUGAAACUAGAUGUGCAGACUGCCUUGUUGUUCGUAUUGACCAAUUCAAGACAGAACUGAGUGGGGGAAGCUCAGGUAGCAUAGAUGAGGAUGAUGCAGGUGUUUGUAGGAACAUGACGGUCCUUGGUGUGGCUGUUACUGCUGUCCAUAACCCGUACUUCUCAGCAUUUGCAUCAUAUGAAGCUGGGCUCACAGGUCGCAUGCCAACCACAAGUGUAUCUUCCAGUGUUCGGAAGGAGCAAACACGAGUUGCCGAAUACAGAUGUGUGGAAGCUGCGUUUGUCAUUCCGAGUUAUCUUUCAUUCGAUGUCUUAGAGAUCACGUACACCGUCAACUACCGUUCUCUUGAUGAUGAUCCCUCCUCAUCUUUACCCUCCAUUGAUCGAGAUGAGAGAGUCCUCCGUCAGCUCUCAGCAUCCCUAAGCUCCGAGGGUGAUGUCAAGCUCCACUGGAGUCCAGCUCUUCACGCUCUGGUCCACCAUGAGCUCACAGACUUCGCAUCGUGUCUUAAACCUUUUCUGGCAAAGAAACCACCCAAAAAGUUAUCCCCAAGCCACAGCAGACCACACAUCUACAAUGACGGUGACCACCACACUGCACAAACCCAACCACGGAGGAACAAAUCAAGCGUGACAAUGUUCGGUGAUGCGCGAGCCUCUUCACCAAGGAAGAGCAAACAACCUCUUCAGUUUAAUGUAAACAUCACUUCAUCUGUACUCCACUUUGAUCUCUAUGAUAAACGAAAUGUGGAGAUCAGAAUCUCUCCAUUCAGCUGUGACCAAAUAAACCAAGUGAACAACAUUAGUUUUGAUAAGUUGUCCAUUGUUAUGGAUGGAAACAAAAUAUUCCAAUUCACAAACAACGUUAUUCAGCUCAGCUCCUAUAAUGAAUUCUGCCAACGCGACAGACAAGGAUUCAAUGAUUUAAAAACCGCCUCAAAUCGUGUGUGGUCGUUUAAAAUAGGAAGUUGGGUCUGCCAUUUCCCUUACAAAUAUGACUUUGCUGCAACUUUUGAUAAAGCAAUCAAUGUUUGGAAGUGGGUCAAGGGAUUAUACAGGAAAAAAUCUCAUCCAUUUAGGAGUCCUCGUCUUCCUCCUGAUCUUCUCAUCUGCAUCAAUGAGUUUCGUUUCGAGCUCGCAGAUUGGGAGUUUGAGUCCCGUCUCCACGACAACCAUGAACUGAUGAUGGAUGAAUGGGUGGAGAGUGAGAAGAGAAGAAGAGUACUCGAUCAGAAGAUGGCUGAGAUCCGGAAGCAGAGAGGAGAAAUGCUUCCAGCUAAGAAGGUUGAGGAUCUCUACUGCCGCUUAGAGGAAGAAAAUACAAAAAUUUACCUGAGUCGUUGCCGAGAAAUGUAUCAGGGAAAACCCCCAACUUUACACACUAUGCCGAUCCAUAUCGGUGCUAACCCAGAAACCCCGGUUAUAAAUCUGAAUGGGCCGACUCCCUUGUCAUUUAUGUGGCAACUGUCAGAUUUUAGUGCAACAGUUUUAGCCGAUGAAUCCAUGCAUGGGAUGGAAAAUGCAAUGCGUACAAUAAGAACUAUUGACCAUGUUUCACCAUUUCCAUUCUCUAAUGAUGCAGACUCUGAGCCGGAGUUUGUAACUUUAUGGUGCCGAUGUAUCUCGCUACGAGCAGCCAACCACCAGGUACGACUCCGAAAUUAUCCUCAGUGUUUGAUGGACUACUCUGACUGGAAAAUUUAUGGAAAGUUUUGUGGAGCUGAGCAAAAGGGGCCACCAGCCUCACAAAGAACAGAAUACGUCCAUCUUCCUGCACCUUGGGGUCCUGCAAAGGUUGAAAGGAACAUGCCAGCACUUAAGUUCUACUACGAUCUAAGUAGCGAAGUCCAUGUAUUUAACAUGGCAUGGGGACCUUGUUGGGAGCCUGCUUGGGGCCAGGUAAACUUGGCUACAAAUCUUCUAUCUAAAGCCACCAUAGACCCCAGCACCCCACUGCCCUGGUGGGAUAAAUCAAGGAACCUCCUACAUGGAAGGUUUGCAAUGUCCAUGGACAGAGCAAACCUCCUACAUCUGGCUUCACUUGACCCAUACAAUACAACUGAACACAUGCACUGGGAUUGGAAAAAUCUUUACAUGGAUUGGACACCUGGUUGCUUCUUAUAUAAGGGUGACUUGGACAUUCACAUCCGAAAUGCAUCGAAAUACGAUGAUGUUAGAUUCUUGCAUCUUCCUCAGUUAAAGAUGGAGUGGAAGUUUAAGUGGGUGUGUCUGGAUGCUGGUGAUCCUCAUGAUCAUCAUCAUGCUCUUCCUCAUGCUCCUGAUAGAAUUGAAGGUGACCUCAGUGAGCAUGACUCGUACCGAUACUUCCGGUCACGCAACAUUGAUCUCGAGAUUAACUUAGACACGAGGUCGCACACCAGAGAUUAUUCAUCUGGAGGAAAGGAUGGAAGUGAGAGAGACAAACCGGAGAUGUUGUUGUACAGCACUACCCUGAGGUGGUUGAGCAACUUUGGUUAUGCGGUGAAUGCCGUGUCUCGUCCUGUAUGCAAAGGACCAAUAUUUGGCAACCAAGCUCCGCCAAAACUUAAACUAAGUCGACAUUACAGGAACGUGAAACCUUCUUUUCAAUUUCCAGAGCUCAAAGUAAGCUACUGGUCUUCAUACGCCCAACAACUUGGUAUUGAAUGGAUAUGUGGGGCGGGGAAAAUUGAUUCACAUUUCCGGUUAAACCUGGUUCCAUAUGAAGGUAACUUGAUCAGGAGAAGUAUGGGACAAUGGCAGAUCAUGGCAACUACAUGCGAAUUAUCAAACACUAAGAUUUAUCUACUUAAGAGACAAGAAUCAAGCUCUCAAAACCAAUCGCCAUCAAAUAGAUCUCUCGGAGCAGAAAGAAACUUUCUCCUAAGUCUCUCAAGCAUGUCAUAUCGUCGCGACAAUGUUUCUGAUGGCCUCAACACACCAGACAACUUGUCACCAACAAAACAUUCCACAUUUAAAGGUAUAUCUGAUCCACAAGCCAGGAAAAAGGAAUUUGAAGAAACAAAAUUUAAGAAGAAAAAGACAAAGAAACAAACUUCGCCGACUAAAAGACCACAAAACCAACACAGUUUGGUUGUCCAUGACUUGAAAGCAAUGUGGACGACCGAGAACAGAGAUGUGGGGUAUGGGUUGUAUGAAGGUUACAACAAGGCAGCUGUGCUUCGUAGAAACCUCAGUACAAAAGUUCUUAGUCGACUGCGAGUACCUAACAACGAAGGUGAGCGAGAGAAAGGAGAAUCAGUUCGUAAACCAUCACAAGCAGCACCAGAGUUUGAAACUGGUUCUUCCAGUGGUUUCGGGCGGAAAAUGAUGGAUCCAAGUUUGCUGCAUAAACUGCUUGCUGAGAGUGAUAACAGGUUUGUGGUAGGAACUGAUGAAACUGUGACAAGCCAACAAAAACUGAGGGGAGUUGCUGCUUGUAAGAUGGAUGAUGUGGUUAAUAAGAACUGGCUGAUUAAGUUUGUCAACUGCCAAGUUAUGUUGAAGGGUCCACAAACACAAGGUUACCUGAUAAUGACUGCAGCAAUGGCUGACUUUCUCAAUCGUGACCACCAAGUAAUGUGGCGUGAUUGUCAGUUGACCACGAAAUCCUCAUGGGUCGCUUCUUUGACAGGAACCCAGAUUUUUGCCACUGUUGAAAAGAAUGCUGCCUCUUCUGGGCAAGAUGGCGAGAAUGUUCCAUGGUUAUCAGUAAGUGAUAUUGAACCACGUGGACCAAGUCCUGGUAUGCUUGAUAUAAGUGAUUUGAUGGGAGGAGGGCAAGCUAUUGGGGGUGUGGUGGGUGAUGGGGUGUCCGCUGGCACUUUCCAACUUCAGCGUAUCAUGUCACGUUGCACGUGUCGCAUGUAUUAUGUUGGUUACGAGGCUCUGGUUGACUCCGAGCAGACGGACUAUGGACAACUUCUGCCAUCCACGCCUGCAAUGGAGGACAAGUUAACAUCUCAGAGGAAUAGAUUGGCUGGGAAUGACUUGUUGGGUGUAGAGAAGCCAUGUAACAUACUCACCAUUGUACAACCAAACCUUGAAAUAUGUACUAAUGCAAGUCAGUUCACAAUGAUCUUGGACAUCGUCGAGAAUCUUCUUCUGUACGUGGAGCCGGUGAUGCGGGAGCAUUGGGAGCGAGUGGAUCGGAUGCGGUUCACCCUCCGUCUCACAUCCACUGAUGAUGUGAAGAAACAUCGAGAUACGUUAGCUACGAUGCAGAACAGGAUUCGACUCCGACUUACAAAUAUGAGGCAACUGGAACGACAAUUGUUCAGGACGGACAGACAACUUGACAACGAUCCUUCCGAUGAUGAUCUUUAUGAAGAGUCGAUCCGGCUGCGUGAGAAGCUUGCCGAGGAGAAGGAGAGGUUGAAUGAGGAGAGUGAGGAGCUUGGGAUCAUCAUCAGAUGCUUCAAAGAAAUCUUCCUGGAUCAAAAAACUCGAUCAUCCUCUCUUCGUCCACAACAUCCGGAUCAAGUUGAUGAGGAAGAGGAAGCAUCCGUUGUCAGGACGACAGAAGUAACGUUCGGUGAGGUGAAGUGGCACGUCACAGAUAAGGAUGGGCAACUUAAUAUUGCUCAGUUUGAAAUGAGAGAUUUUCUUUAUGAAAAGGUAAAUAAAAGCGAUGAUUCGGUCGCUCAUUGCUUUGAACUUGCCUGGCUUCGUCUUCAAAAUCUUCUUCCCAACUCUCUCUACCGUGACGUCAUCAAACCACGGCAUCAGGCCGGACUCCGCAGCCACGGGAUCACCGCCGGUGGAGGUCGCUCGUUAAUUUUGCGAGUUCUCUGCAAAGUGCGCCCCCCUGUGGGCGGGAUAUCAGUGAAAGAUCACGUGGAGGUCAACGCUGUUCCACUGACGAUCCAGCUAACUUACCAGUUCUUUAAACGAAUGAUGAGUUUCUUCUUUCCUGACCGCUCUAUGGCGCCACCGGGUGCCGAUGACAUGGACGAUCGAGCGAUGUCUAGCGUAGACACGCGUAACGCUACGUUGCUUGGAUUUGCUGGUAAUUCUGCCAUGGAGAGGCAUGGUAGUGUUGUGAGUUUACCUGCCCGACCACCCCCGCCUUCACCAUCACACAUGUCAACACCUGGUACUCUAAGAAGAAACAAAUCUUCAACGAAAAGAUCAACGGUGUCCGAGGCAGUGGACGAUGUUGAUAAGAUGAAGCUACGAGCUGCGAAGAACAACACCUUCCUUUAUAUUAAGAUCACUGAAGUCCCACUGUGUGUCAGUUACAAGGGCGAAAAAGAGAAAAACAUUGAAGACGUUCGUGAUUUUAACGUGACCAUACCAAUGUUAGAAUACCACAGUAAGACAUGGACGUGGCACGACUUCGCUAUGGCUGUCAAACGUGACUGUAAGAAACAACUUGUAUCUCAGCUUAUCAAAGAGAAACUUCACAUCAGUGGACGUGGCCAGCAACAACAUUCCACCGCAAGUGAAUCACAAGACCCCGAAUCGUCCUCGGCAGCUGCUGAAAUUGAUAAAGCGAAAAUUCUGUUCGGUAAUUCUCUUAGAAGGACGGACAGUACACGACGAAGUAUCUUUCGAAAGAAGAAGUAGCGAUUUUAGUCGGCAAAUUUGUUCUGUAAUGUCCACAGAAGUGAUGUGAAUUCGCAUCAUUCAACAAAGGCAGUUCGCCCGCCCACACUGUCUGUGCAAUAUAAAGAGAUUUCAGUUCCAAUAUUUAUUUCAUCUGUUUGAGCGUAAGUGCGUAUACUUACUGCACUGUGUCGUAUUACAUUACUAAUGUGAAUACAAGGCAGAUAAUCGCUUGCGCUGUGUCAAAUAAACAUAAUACCACCACA
Ciona intestinalis (vase tunicate) is the source of this 8145-nucleotide messenger RNA. The record is from RefSeq and is a predicted model, not a curated record. NCBI's taxonomy places the organism in Eukaryota, Metazoa, Chordata, Ascidiacea, Phlebobranchia, Cionidae.